This is a messenger RNA of Aphanomyces astaci, 483 nucleotides long. RefSeq lists its product as hypothetical. Lineage: Eukaryota; Oomycota; Saprolegniomycetes; Saprolegniales; Verrucalvaceae. The record is from RefSeq and is a predicted model, not a curated record. The coding region runs from base 1 to 483 and encodes 160 amino acids. The transcript has 2 exons.
AUGCACAAACAAGAAUACAAGCACGACUUCGGCGACGGAACCGAUGAACCUGCCAGACCUGCAGCUCUUGAUCGCAAGCCAUACCGAGUUACGGAGUGGUCUGCAUCGCGUGUGCGAUCUCCUCCUAAAGAGGAUGACGAUGCAAAAGACGCUGACAACGGCGACGUGUACGAAGCAUGCUCGUUGAUCUUGCCUACGGGCACGGACGAGGCGCGGCCAACUUCAAUCCCGGGGAAGACGACUUCGGGAUCAAGUCGACGCCUUGAAAGCACGCAAUUCGUCGCCAAACAAACCGCCAGCAUCGCCGUCGAGAACAUGUCGUUCUGGGAACGCACGGCAAAGCGGAUGCGCAUGGAGAUGAUCAAAGCCACGCAUGAACAAGAACAAUUCCAGGAAACGUUACAUGAGCAGACCACGUUCAUCCAUCAAAUUCCUUCCUUGUACAUCUUCUGCGACGAUCACGAAGCUCCAUGCAGAUGGUGA